AUUUAGAAUGUAAAUUUGAUGUUUGAUUUCGAUUGGUAAUAGUAUUUGCUGUUUUGCAAUGUGCGCAUCAAUCAUUCGCUUGAUUAUUCUCGCCUUCACUACAAUUGUGAUUGUUGGAACGCAAAAUAUAACUUGGGAUUCCUACAAGUUUGGUUUAACCUGGCCUCCAACCUAUUGUUAUUCAUACAUACGCCCAAUACCUGAUGGAGUUACAUCCUUCACAAUUCAUGGACUAUGGCCUGAAAUUUAUCCAGACAUAAUUCCGAAUUGCACAGCGGAAGAAAAAUUCAAUUUGACACUUCUAAAUCCACUGAGACCAGAAUUAAAUCACAAAUGGCCACAUUUAAAUAAUUUGUCCGCGACAGAAAUUUUUUGGUAA
Messenger RNA from Schistosoma turkestanicum, 379 nucleotides. NCBI's taxonomy places the organism in Eukaryota, Metazoa, Platyhelminthes, Trematoda, Strigeidida, Schistosomatidae. The record is from the annotation of a GenBank genome assembly.